AUGUCAUUACUAAACUUCAAUCAACAUCAAAACUCGCAAGGCGAAGACAGCAAUGAAGUUUUGAAGAAGUUACCCCAGGUCAGGGCUUUCAUGUAUCAGACAGCUACAGAGUGCAUUGAGUCCUUUGUCGCAAGACAUUCAAUAUUUAUACACGUUCCAGAGAGAACUAUGAAAGUUAAAAUCUUAGAAUAUGUGCUUACAUCUCUAACUCUUCAAAUCAUUAUAUCUAUUGGUGAUGGAAAUAACGAAGAGCUUUCGCUAACCCCCUACAGUAACAUGACACGAAAAUAUGGCAAGAAGCGCCCUGCUGCUAGUGCGGCAGCUGUAGCCAUAUUUGGAUCUGCAACUCAACCAGUGGCUUCUGAGACUACUGUUUCUACUUCGCCCCCAAUACCACAAUCUCUACAAUCUCCACAAGCUGAUCUUGCGGAUAUCACGGAUCUUCUUGAAAAUACCAAACUCGAGGCAUCUUCUGAUGAAGUCAUCAUUCUCCUUGAGAAGACAACUCUAGAAAAUUGUGUUGAGGAUGUUGGGAAUUCUCUCGAGAAAACCAAACAAUGCUCUUCUCUCGAUGAUGUCGCCAAUCUCCUGGAGAGGACGACUUUAGAAAAUGCCCCCGACGAAGUCACUUGCGCAGAUAAUACACUAGCCAAUGUUGAACCAACAAUCGAGAAAUCAACCCCUCAGACACCUACUCCCAGCGCUCCACCUCUAUCCCCACUCAACCCCCGCCUUGCAGCCUCUCUCUCGCCCCUCUUAAGCGCCUACGAAAAGGACAGCGGUUACCCUUUAGCCACUAAAAAGUGGGACGAUGUUCUGGCACCCGAUUCAAGUAUUCAGAAAAUAGCCGAAGCAUCAUAUGCCGAAGUAUUUCGCAUAACCAACCCAGCCGGUUCCUCAAUUCUCAAACUUCUCCGUCUCAAAGUUCCCACCGACCCUACUUCAAGAAGAUCCGACACCGCCAUCCAAGUCGACACCGUUGUCUCAGAAAUGCGUCUCAUGAAUGCACUUACCGAGAUACCCGGUUUUGUGAAAUUCAAAGAUGCACAUAUAGUUGAAGGGAAACCACCAACAGCAUUUGUGAAAGCAUACGAAGGUCACUUGAAUGCCGGUGGAGAAUCAUAUUUUCCCCACCCAAAUAAGAUUUCCAAACACGCAGUAUUCUUGGCCAUCGAACUCGGCGAUGCAGGACAUGUGUUGGAGAAAUAUUCAAUCAAGAAUGUGGAUCAAUUAUGGGAUAUAUUCCUUAGUGUCGUCAUCGCUCUCGCAAGAGCAGAAAUCGAAUAUGAAUUCGAGCACCGCGACCUCCACGAAAAUAAUAUAUGUAUCCUCGAACACACCCCUACUACCACUACCUCAAACCUCAAAUCCAAAUCAAAGUCCAAAUCCAAACCCAACACCCGCACCCCACCCUCUCCCCAUAAAUUUGGCAACUCUGGCCUCGAAAUAACCAUCCUCGACUACGGUCUCUCCCGCGCCACCAUAUACCCCUCUUCAUCCUCCUCGCACCCCUCCCCCUCCCCCGAAACCGUCUUUUACAACCUCGAAUCCGACCCAGCCGUCUUCUCCUCCUUCGAACCCGGUACUAUCGCCGGAAUUCAAUUCGAUACCUACCGACGCAUGCGCGCCUACAUUUUUUCCGGUGGCCUCUCAAACACCAACGCCAACACACCUUCUAAAGCCAUUCGUGAUGCUAUCAAACAAAAAAAGCAUUCGUGGGAAGAAUAUAUUCCGUAUAGUAAUGUAUUAUGGUUAUAUUUCCUAAUGGAAUAUCUUACAGGCGUUGCCCCAAAAGGAAAGGGAAAACAGGGAAAACAGGCAUGGUUGAAGGAGACGGCAGAGCUAAGGUGGCUUUUACAUCCUGAUUGGAUGCCGGGGAAUGGCGUACAAGGUGCAGAUAAUGGGGAAAUACAACGAGAAGAACAGGAGGAAAUAGGAAUAGGAUGUGCAGGCGACGUAUUACAAUAUGCAUUCGACAUGGGCUGGGUCCAUGAAGAGGACUUGGGAACAGUAGAUACAAGUCCUACACGUCUACGCGAAAAUACCUACAUUGAGACGGAGAAGGAGAAUUCUGCUUGA
This is a messenger RNA of Sclerotinia borealis F-4128, 2079 nucleotides long. Lineage: Eukaryota; Fungi; Ascomycota; Leotiomycetes; Helotiales; Sclerotiniaceae. The record is from the annotation of a GenBank genome assembly.